AUGGCUUCGCACGGGAAUGCUCUGUCAAAACUACAACCCUCCCAAGUCCGCACAUUGCGAGAAGGCUUUCAGAUCCUCGACCGAGAUAGCGACGGCGUCGUCAAUAGGGAUGAUGUCGCCGACAUGUUAAACCAGCUCGGACUGCCUUCUGGUCCGUCAGACGUCGCCCGGUUCUUCCCACCUUCGGCCCCACAAACAAUGACAAUGCCAUUGUUCCUCAACUCGUUGGCUACCACUCUUGCCGCCAUGUCUCCGAGCCCAGAGCUCCUCUCAGCGUUUUCGGCAUUCGACGUUGAUGAUAGUGGUCAGAUUGAUCUUGCAGAACUACGCGAAGCUCUAUUAAAUACAGCACCUGAGCCUGGAGAACGCCCGCUGACCGAGGCCGAGGUAAACAUGGUCCUCAGCGGCUUCACAGGGCGUAGGGCAUUCAAUCGUCACAUGAACCCAGGGCGUGGUGGGCGAAACGAGGUAUUCAAGUAUCAGGACUUCGUCCACUCGAUAAUGGGAUCCAAUGGAGGCUCGGAGUCUGAGGAGGCAAAGGAGUGA
Scedosporium apiospermum is the source of this 546-nucleotide messenger RNA. RefSeq lists its product as uncharacterized. Bases 1 to 546 code for a protein of 181 amino acids. Gene Ontology annotation, cellular component: cytoplasm; myosin II complex. Gene Ontology annotation, biological process: actomyosin structure organization; mitotic cytokinesis. Gene Ontology annotation, molecular function: calcium ion binding; myosin heavy chain binding; cytoskeletal motor regulator activity. The transcript is spliced from 2 exons. Lineage: Eukaryota; Fungi; Ascomycota; Sordariomycetes; Microascales; Microascaceae. The record is from RefSeq and is a predicted model, not a curated record.